This is a messenger RNA of Penicillium lagena, 1029 nucleotides long. RefSeq names its product Short-chain dehydrogenase/reductase SDR. The transcript has a single exon. NCBI's taxonomy places the organism in Eukaryota, Fungi, Ascomycota, Eurotiomycetes, Eurotiales, Aspergillaceae. The coding region runs from base 1 to 1029 and encodes 342 amino acids. The record is from RefSeq and is a predicted model, not a curated record.
AUGGCCCUUCUACCCUCUACGGCCUCGCCGCUACAGGCCUUUGUCAGGGCCCAAUUUCUCACAAAGCCAGUCCCGCCGCCUCUGUCAACGUGCCUUGGCGGACAGACGGCCAUUGUGACGGGAGCUAACACCGGUAUUGGUCUUGCUGCGGUUGGCGGCCUUCUCAAAUGCCAUGCCUCCCACGUCGUUCUGGCGUCGCGAUCGGUAGAAAAGGGAGAAACCGCCGCUGCUCCGCUCCGCAAGCAGUACCCCGACGCUCGGAUCGAAGUGUGGCAGCUUGACAUGCUGUCUUAUGAGUCUAUCCAAGGCUUUGUCAAAAAUUGCAGCAAUCUCCCCCGUCUCGACAAGGUCAUCCUCAACGCAGGCGUGGCCAUGGCCGAUUUCGUCAUCAACAAGGCGACUGGCCACGAGUCGACUUUCCAGGUCAACUACCUAUCUACCGCGCUCCUAGCCAUCCUCCUUCUUCCCAUUAUCAAGUCGAAGCGACAGGCCCAAGGCCCGGGAAGAAUCACAAUAGUCGCCUCUGGGUUGGCACUCCAGUCCAAAUUCGCCAACCGCGACGCCAACCCUCUCAUCCCGUCGUUUGACGAUCCUAAGGGCUGGGGAACUGCGGCCGCACUUGAGCGAUACGGUCUGACCAAGACGCUGGUGUUGAUGCUGGUUCAGAAGCUCAGUGAGAACGUGGAGCCCACCGACGUCGUCAUCAACGCUAUAGAACCGGGACUAGUCGGGGGCUCUGGUCUCCAACAGCACGCUCCCGCGUAUCUGCGGGCCGUCUUCCGCUUUAUUCACGCAAUUGCAGCGCGAUCAACCGAGCAAGGGGCCUGGGCGUAUCUGGAUGCAGUUGCGGUAAAAGGCCAAGAAAGCCACGGUGGCCUGGUGCUGAACUGGGACCUCCAUCCGUUUCACCCCAUGAUGUAUGAGCCAAGCGGCAAGAAGAUCACAGAGAGAUUGUGGGAAGAAACGAUGCAGGAGCUGAGUUUUGCUAAAGUGCAGGGUAUCAUUGACUCUUUGCACAAGACGCAUUGA